AUGCAACUUGGUGUCACUUAUUACAUUGUUUCAACAACAUAUAGUUCGGGUGUGACUGCUGCAUUUACAUUAGUGAUUUCUGGCCCUGAACAAGUUAAUAUUACUCGUGUCAUAGUUCCUGAACCGGUGCCACUUGUGCGCUGCCUUGGAUUUCUCAACGAUCCAAUAUGUCCAAUUCAACUCGCUAGAAGUGGCACAGUUCGUACUCAUAAUCCCAAUCGUAUUUUAAAUGGUGGAUCGUUUGCUGUCAAUAAAUUGUUUUUCAAUCUCGAAGAUCCAAUGACAGUGAAUGCCUAUGUUCGAAUAGUAAAAAUUCAAUAUGGACAAGGACGAUAUCCGAGUUCAACAGCUCAAAUCUGGAUCUAUGGUAUUGUGCCUGUAGGUGGUAGCUAUAUCGUUUGCAGUCAAUAUCCUAUUCCAGCAUCACAAAUAUCAACAACUCAAGCAGAACAAACAUAUACAAUUCCGAAUAAUGUCAUUAAUCUUUUCAAUGGAUCAUAUGUUGGCAUUGGUAUUCAGGACUCAUUGGCAGCCGUUGCAACAACGUACAAUGGAUUUGUUUUGUAUGUGAAUGGUGCCGAUCAAACAACGAAUGUUGCUACGCGUGAAUCAUUGUAUUUUCAACCUGAUGGUAAUAGAAUUGGUGUUAAACUUACUUACACAACAGUUAAUUAA
Rotaria sordida is the source of this 675-nucleotide messenger RNA. NCBI's taxonomy places the organism in Eukaryota, Metazoa, Rotifera, Eurotatoria, Philodinida, Philodinidae. The record is from the annotation of a GenBank genome assembly.